AUGAACUUCUUAUGGCAGGUGCUGGCCCUGGCUUUUCUUCUGGCUUGGGCCGUGGUUAGAAAGUACCGGACUCGUGUCCGCUACCCAUCUACAAUUCCUGUCGUGAAAACACCAAAGGAUCUCAACUAUAAGGCAGUUGUUGACGCCCAAUACACAGAGGGGAGGACGCAUACUACGGUUACCUAUGCCAAAGGGUUCCUGACAAAGAAUAUCAAUCGCACGAUCGACAGCGUCUAUCAGGAAAUUGAUUUGGCUCUUGAUCGAGCAGUGGGGCAGGGACCAGAGCCCCGUUCAAUCAAUGUGAACGACCUCGUUCUCGGCGUGUUUUUACGUGUCUACCACAGGAUCUAUCUUGGGGUUGACGCGGCUCGUAACGAGGAAUGGCUGGGUCUCUGUGUCGAGUUCCCGAAAGUGGCCGUCUUCGCGGCCCUCGCUAUUGCCAAAUGGCCGGGGCCUUUGCAGCCGCUUGCGAAUCUUAUCCUCCCGGAGACGCGCCGUUUCCGCCAAUUCUGCAAUCGAGUCUACGCUUUUCUGCGUUCAAUGCAUCAGGAUCGUCUCAGAGCCGUGAAGAACCCGGAUUUUAAGCCUCCUGCCGACUAUAUCCAAUCGUUUAUUGAGAAUGCAGCUGGUGAGCGUGCCAACACAGACCUCCUUGUAGAGGGGAUGGGCAUGGCCAACUUGGCGGGAGUCCAGAGCACAGGGCGAGUUCUACUCCAGGCCCUUCUGGACAUUGCCGCCCACCCACAAUACGUUGAACCCCUGAGACAAGAAGUUGCUGGCUUAAUGCAGGAGAGCAAUGGAGAUGCCAACCUGACCCCCCUCCAGCUUUCUCGCCUGGACUUGAUGGAUUCCUUCUUCAAGGAAUCGCAGAAAUUCCAUCAUGCCAAUUGCUUAUCCGUCUACCGCAAGAUCGUCCAACCGAUGACCCUUUCCAACGGGGUCUUCCUCCCGGCCAACUCAUACGUUGCCCUUCCCGGAACUGCAUACUCCGUGAUCGAAGAGGGGGGAAAGAAGCGGGCGUUUGAUCCCUUCCAGUGGGCAGAAAAGAAGAGAGCGUCGGAUGGUUCCAAUCGCUUUACCUAUGUCUUUUCAGGGCCUGAUUCCCUCGAAUUCGGCGCCGGUACACACGCCUGUCCAGGCCGCUUUCUUGCCGUGAACGUGCUGAAGGCAACGCUCAGCAGGAUUCUGAUGCGGUAUGACUUCCAGCUGCCCGAUGGGACGUCAAGGCCUGACGAUCAAUACAAUCACCUAUUGGACGUGAGGCAAAAUACCAAAUCGGUCCUGGAGUUCCGUCCCCGUCGCCCUGCUGCGACUGCCACUGCGCUUCGAUAA
Aspergillus steynii IBT 23096 is the source of this 1332-nucleotide messenger RNA. Its product is annotated as cytochrome P450. The coding region runs from base 1 to 1332 and encodes 443 amino acids. The transcript is spliced from 9 exons. NCBI's taxonomy places the organism in Eukaryota, Fungi, Ascomycota, Eurotiomycetes, Eurotiales, Aspergillaceae. Gene Ontology annotation, molecular function: iron ion binding; heme binding; oxidoreductase activity, acting on paired donors, with incorporation or reduction of molecular oxygen. The record is from RefSeq and is a predicted model, not a curated record.